GAUCGUCUUUGUUGCGUUCUUGCUCAUCACGACGUUCUCCAUCAUGAACAUGAUUGUCAUUGUUGAGAGCACCCUGGAAGCUGCCUUGGACCAGAAGCUCCAAGCCAUGCGUGACCAGGAAUACCAAACUACGAUGGCUGCCGUGAAGGUUGACGUUUUUCGACGUGCUGAUGGAAAUGGGGACGGUCACAUCACAAAGGAAGAGCUUAUGCAAGCUCUUCUGAAGCCGGAUGUGCGUCUCUACCUGCGGGAAGUUGGCAUUGACAUAACCAAUGCGGAGUUCAUUUUCGACGUCAUUGACUACGACGGCUCUGGGGAGCUGGAGUACAAGGCUCAGUACGAAAUUUGGAGCAAUGGAUGGGCUAUUCUGCGACGCAUCGAUGCUGAGUUUGCUCUGGGACUGGUCAAAGCACGUGGUGAGGCGAAAGCCCAGGACCGGUUUCUGGUGCUUGGGCUGGGAGGGGCGCCGGCCCCCCAAAUCGGUGAGAAUAGGUUCAUUGACGAAUCGAUGUAUCAUUAG
Messenger RNA from Symbiodinium necroappetens, 520 nucleotides. Lineage: Eukaryota; Dinophyceae; Suessiales; Symbiodiniaceae. The record is from the annotation of a GenBank genome assembly.